This is a messenger RNA of Lagenorhynchus albirostris (white-beaked dolphin), 2487 nucleotides long. RefSeq names its product BLM RecQ like helicase (gene BLM). The coding region runs from base 201 to 1892 and encodes 563 amino acids. Gene Ontology annotation, cellular component: nucleus; cytoplasm; chromosome. NCBI's taxonomy places the organism in Eukaryota, Metazoa, Chordata, Mammalia, Artiodactyla, Delphinidae. Gene Ontology annotation, biological process: DNA replication; telomere maintenance; double-strand break repair via homologous recombination. The transcript is spliced from 11 exons. Gene Ontology annotation, molecular function: nucleotide binding; nucleic acid binding; 3'-5' DNA helicase activity. The record is from RefSeq and is a predicted model, not a curated record.
AAAUAUAAAGGGAUGACCCUAGAAAGGUGGCUUGAGGCCAGAUCUGGAGGGUCUUGCAUAUCAUGAUGGUAAAGUGUUUGGACUUUCUUAUGUAGGCAUUUUGACCUGGGAAGUGGCUUGAUCUGAACUGUAUGGUUGAAUGAUAACCCUGGCAGUGGAACAGAAGAUGGAAUGGAGGAACAAGAGAUUAGAGGUUUAGCAUGAGCUUCAACAGACAUAAUCUAAAAUACUACGUGUUACCCAAAAAACCAAAAAAGGUGGCAUUUGAUUGCUUAGAAUGGAUCAGAAAGCAUCACCCACAUGACUCAGGGAUAAUUUACUGCCUUUCCAGGCGAGAAUGUGACACAGUGGCUGACACAUUACAGAAGGAUGGUCUCGCUGCUCUGGCGUAUCAUGCUGGCCUCAGUGACUCUGCCAGAGAUGAAGUACAGCACAAGUGGAUUAAUCAGGAUGGCUGCCAGGUUAUCUGUGCGACGAUUGCAUUUGGAAUGGGGAUUGACAAACCUGAUGUGCGAUUUGUGAUCCAUGCAUCCCUCCCUAAAUCCGUGGAGGGUUACUACCAAGAAUCUGGCAGAGCUGGAAGAGAUGGGGAAAUCUCUCACUGCCUGCUCUUCUAUACCUACCACGAUGUGACCAGACUGAAGAGGCUUAUACUAAUGGAAAAAGAUGGAAACCAUCAUACGAAAGAGACUCACUUCAAUAAUUUGUAUAGUAUGGUACAUUACUGUGAAAAUAUAACAGAAUGCAGGAGAAUACAGCUUUUGGCUUACUUUGGCGAAAAGGAAUUUGAUCCUUAUUUUUGUAAGAAAUACCCAGAUGUUUCUUGUGAUAAUUGCUGUAAAACAAAGGAUUAUAAGACAAGAGAUGUGACUGAUGAUGUAAAAAAUAUUGUAAGAUUUGUUCAAGAACACAGUUCAUCACAAGGAACAAGAAAUAUAAAACAUGUAGGUCCUUCUGGGAGAUUUACCAUGAAUAUGCUGGUCGACAUUUUCUUGGGGAGUAAGAGUGCAAAAAUUCAGUCAGGAAUAUUUGGAAAGGGAUCCGCUUAUUCAAGACACAAUGCUGAAAGACUAUUUAAAAAGCUGAUACUUGACAGGAUUUUGGAUGAAGACUUACGUAUCAAUGCCAAUGAUCAACCAAUUGCAUAUGUGAUGCCUGGAAAUAAAGCCCAACGUGUACUAAAUGGGCAUUUAAAGGUAGACUUUAUGGAAACGGAAAAUUCCAGCAGUGUGAAAAAACAAAAAGCUUUAGUGACAAAGGUAUCUCAGAGGGAAGAGAUGGUUAAGAAAUGUCUUGGAGAGCUUACAGAAGUCUGCAAAUCUCUGGGAAAAGUUUUUGGUGUCCAUUACUUUAAUAUUUUUAAUACUGUCACUCUCAAGAAGCUUGCAGAAUCUUUAUCGUCUGAUCCUGAGGUUUUGCUUCAAAUUGAUGGUGUUACUGAAGACAAACUGGAAAAAUAUGGUGCAGAAGUGAUUCCAAUAUUACAGAAAUAUUCUGAGUGGACAUUACCAGCUGAGGACGAUUCCUCACGGAGAAGCCCCUCCAGCAGCAGAGGCACUGGAAGAAAUGCCCCUGAGGAGCUGGAUGAGGAAACACCCAUAUCUUCUCACUACUUUGCAAAUAAAACCAAAAAUGAAAGAAAGAGGAAAAGGAUGCCAGCCUCCCAAAGGUCUAAGAGGAGAAAAACUGGUUUCGGUGGUUCCAAGACAAAAGGGGGGUCCAGCACAUGCAGAAGGAUACCUUCUAAAACUAAAUCCUCCAGCAUAUUUGGACCCAGUUCAGCUUUGCAUGGCUCUCAAGCAGCAUCAGGAGUCAGUAGAAAAUUGGGGAUUAUGGCUCCACCAAAGCCUGUAAAUAGGCCGUUUCUUAAGCCUUCAUAUGCAUUUUCAUAACAACCAAAUCUCAUCUCAGUGUACAUAGAUCUUAGUUGUUGUUUGUCAGCAUCUGACCAUCUGUGAAUAUAAAGCUGUUAGUUUCGUAAUACCAUUUGUAAUUUUUAUCCAUAUCUAUUAAUAUGUAAAUAAGUGCUUGGGGUGACAGUUCUUAUUUUUUAAAUAAACAUUUUCUUUUGAAACGCAUGCAUGAUUUGCUGCCACUGCAAGUGUUGUGGCCAUCGUUUCUCAGAACAUCUGAAGCAGCAGCUGAAUCAUCUCAGUGAGAGAAAUUUUAAGUACAACAUCAUGAAACACAGAAGCCAAAGAAAAAGACUCACAUGGGACAGCAUGAAACUGUAAAACUUUUUGUAGAAGACAACGUAAACAAAAUUAAAACAUAAAUGACAGAGAAAAAAGGGAAACAAUAUAUGGCAAAGGAUUAAUAUCCAUAAUAUACAAAGAGUAUCUAUAAAUCAUUAAGAAAAAAAAGACAACCUAGUAGAAAAAUGAACAAAGGAUGUGACUAGGCUGUUCUCAGAAAAGGAAAUGCAAACAGCCCACAAAUAUGUGAAAAAUGCUCCAUCUCCCUCAUUAAAAGUACCAGUUAGAACAA